GUGCUGAACCGACACUUCAUAGCGUUUGCUAAGCGCGAGCUCGAUAACCGCAUCAUGACGAACCCAGGCUUCUAUCACUGGCGGCAGGGUGGGGAGAAACACGUCAACGACCCGCUGUCCGUCGCCUUCCUACAGGGUUACAAGGUGACAGCAGAGAUAGCAGCGACGCGUAACUCGGUGCCCGGCGUCGGUCUCAUCUCGCCGCCGCCUCACCACGACAUCUACUCCAUCGAGGACCUCGCGCAGCUGAUCUACGACCUGAAGUGCACGAACCCGACCGCGCGCAUCAGCGUCAAGCUCGUGUCAGAGGUCGGCGUCGGAGUCGUCGCCGCCGGCGUCUCCAAGGGCAAGGCCGAGCACAUCGUGAUCUCGGGACACGACGGCGGUACGGGGGCCAGCAGCUGGACGGGCAUCAAGAACGCGGGCCUGCCCUGGGAGCUUGGCAUCGCGGAGACUCACCAGACUCUCGUGCUCAACGACCUGCGCUCCAGGGUCGUGCUGCAGGCCGACGGACAGAUACGCACCGGUCGCGACAUCAUCGUCGCCGCGCUGCUGGGAGCGGACGAGUUCGGCAUGUCGACAGCGCCCCUGGUGGCACUCGGCUGCACUAUGAUGCGCAAGUGUCACCUGAACACGUGCCCUGUCGGCAUAGCAACGCAGGACCCGGCUCUUCGCAGACUCUUCCACGGCACGCCCGAACACGUCAUCAACUACCUGUUCUACCUCGCCGAGGAGGUGCGGGAGUACCUCGGCAAGAUGGGAUUCCAGACGCUACAGGAAGCGAUCGGGCGUGCGGACAUGCUGCGUGUUGCCGGCACCCCCUGCAACAAGAAAGCGGCGCUGCUCGACUUUGGGCCGAUACUGACGUACGCGGCGGAAUUGCGUCCGGACGCCAGUACGGUGGCAGCGAGUGUAGUUCAGGACUUCAAGAUGGAGAACAGGCUGGAGAAUGAGCUGAUCAAGAAGGCGAUGCCGGUCAUCGAAGGACUGCAGUCGGAGCUGAUGGUCAAGAUGACCAUACGCAACGUGGACCGCACGUUCGGCGCCACCCUCAGCUACCACAUCUCCAAGGCCUACAAGGAGGAGGGUCUGCCAGAGGGAAGCAUCAUUGUGAAGCUGACAGGGUCGGGAGGUCAGAGCUUCGGAGCGUUCCUAGCGCGCGGCGUCUCGCUCGAGCUGGAAGGAGACGCCAACGACUACGUCGCCAAGGGUCUCUCGGGAGGAGAGGUGAUCGUCUACCCUCCCAAGAACAUGCCGGCGACGUUCCGCCCCCAGGACAACAUCCUCAUUGGCAACGUGUGUCUGUACGGCGCCACGUCCGGACGCGCGUUCUUCCGCGGGCAGGCCGCCGAGCGAUUCUGUGUGAGGAACAGUGGCGCCACCGCUGUCAUCGAGCCGAGCCUGCUCGACAUCGAGGAGCUUGUGAAGAACACGGAGCGCGACGAGAAGGUCUUCGAACUGCUGCUGGACAAAACCAGAGGAUUCGUCAAGUACACACGCUUCACGAAGCCUUAUCGCCCUGUCAACCAGCGCAUGAUGGACUGGAACGAGGUGUAUGAUCACGGGGGAGCGCGCAAGCAGCUACGCACACAGGCUGCCAGGUGCAUGGAGUGCGGCAUUCCGUUCUGUCAGUCUGAGACGGGCUGUCCGCUCGGCAACAUCAUCCCCAAGUUCAACGACCUCGUCUUCCACGAGAACUGGGAGGAGGCGCUGGAGCAGCUGCUGCAGACGAACAACUUCCCAGAGUUCACGGGACGCGUGUGCCCCGCGCCGUGCGAGGGUGCGUGCUGCGUCGGCAUCAGCCUGCCGCCGGUGACGAUAAAGCAAAUCGAGUGCGCGAUCAUCGACCACGCCUUCGAGCAGGGCUGGAUCAAGCCGCAGCCGCCCAAGCAUCGGACGGGCCGCACGGUCGCCGUCGUCGGGGGCGGCCCGGCGGGGCUGGCAGCUGCCGCCCAGCUCAACAAGGCAGGGCACAAGGUGACCGUCUACGAGAGAGACGAUCGGCUAGGAGGUCUGCUGCAGUACGGCAUUCCCACGAUGAAACUCAGCAAACAGGUCGUGAAGCGGCGUCUCGACCUGAUGGAGGAGGAGGGAAUCACGUUUGUUGCCGGCGUCGAAGUCGGCAAGGACAUCAGCGCCUCCUACCUGCUCGAGGAAUACGACAUCCUGCUGUUCACGACCGGCUCGACGAAGCCCCGCGACCUGCCCAUCCCAGGGCGCCACCUGGAGGGCAUUCACUUUGCAAUGCCGUACCUCACGGCGCAGGAGAAGAAGCUUUGGGGAGACGACGUCGAGAUGUCCGUGCUCCUCGCCACCGACAAGGACGUUCUUGUGAUUGGAGGGGGCGACACCGGCGUCGACUGCAUCGCGACCGCGCUGCGACAGAAAGCAAAGUCGGUGACGACGUUCGAGAUUCUACCGGCGCCCCCUGUAGACCGCGCGUCCGACAACCCGUGGCCGCAGUGGCCGAAGAUCUGGCGGGUGGAGUACGGUCACGAAGAGGUGGCCACACGCUACGGCAAGGACCCGCGCAACUUCAGCGUGCUAAGCAAGGAGUUCCUGGACGAUGGCACAGGCCGCGUCGCCGGCGUGCGCACGGUGCAGGUGGAGUGGACCAAGGACCUCGCGACGGGACGCUACAACAUGAAUGAGGUCGAAGACUCGGAGCACGUGUACACGGCGGACAUCGUCAUGCUGGCUAUGGGCUUCCUGGGACCGGAGCAGGCCGUACUGGACGAGCUGCACAUCAGUCGCGAUGCGCGCUCCAACAUGAAAACACCGCCGGGAGAGUACCGCACCAACGUGCCGCGCGUCUACGCCGCCGGAGAUUGCAGGCGUGGUCAGUCGCUCGUCGUGCACGCCAUCAACGAGGGUCGGCAGGCAGCGCGACAGAUCGACCUUGAACUCAUGCGAAGGACGUCGCUCGCCGGCCCCGGCGGAAUCGUCGUCGCCUCAAAGUCCAUCAUGAGGGCGCCACUGCCCGCCUAGAGGGCAGCACCUCCUGCGUGAGCGCGCGCUGCUUCCCCCGGCGGGCGGAUUCCACCCCCCCACCCCCGGGGGUGGCGGCGAUCGAGGCGAGAGAGAGGAGGACCGUGAAGAGAGGAACGGGAGAGGGACGGACGGAACGAACGGGUCGCGGCACGCUCCGCCAGGGGGCGCUGCGACGCGGCGAAGUAGUAUUAUUUCGAGGCGCGGCCACUGGGUGGCAGCGCGGCGGUCGCCGGGAUGACGGCCCUGAGCGACGGGCUGCGAUCGUCGCGAGAUCUAUCGCCCGCCAGUAGAUGGCGCCUCUAGCUCAACGUCUCGUGCGUCGUCGUGCCGACAGCAUGCUCCGCGCCUGCGGUAACCACUCGUUCUCCCAUUCCCCUUAAUUUCCUCUCCCCUUACUCUCACCAGAUUGCAUAUCUCAUUACUGCACCACUCGGGUUCCUCCCUGACCUCGCUUUGACCCUAGUGCCUCCUCCGUAGACCCUAAUACUUCCUCUUUCUCUCUCGCUCUUUCUUUCUCUCUUUCUUUCUCUCUCUCUCUCUCUCUCUCUCUCUCUCUCACUCUCUCUCUCUCUCUCUGCUGUACCACUGCACCCCUCACCUCGCCACACCCUUCACUUUAACCUUACCCAAUCCCCCCACCCUUCCCUCUGCGGUGUGGGUCAGGGAUAGGAAGGUGUGACGAUGGGUGGAGACGUGUAUUGUCGGCAUGACGCCGCCGUAGCUUGGGCGCUCCGUCGGACGGUCGGUCAGUCGGUCCGUCCGUCCGUCAAUCAGGGCCGUGUUUCGAGCGCUCAGGGAAGACAGGGGGCCGCAUGCGUCCCACAAUGCAAUACGGGGGUGCCACGCAUGCGCGCGCGCGUCAGGCAGCUAGACGGGCGCCGAUUCUCGCGCCGCAUUUCACCCGUUACGAUCGAUGAUCGAUCGAUUGGUUAUCGACAGUGUUUGUGGUUCGUGCAGGCGAGGACGGAGUGACCCUCAUCAAGUGACAGCUUCGAGCGGGUAACAUUGCAGCGUCGCACGCGCGUGUCGUUGCCGUGGUAACAGCAUAACAUCGCUGUUUAUCGCGCGUGGCGUUGCCGUGGUAACGACUGUUAGCGAUGCAGUGUUGUAGUGGCAUGCAAUGUUACUGGCGUGGUGUUGCCGUAGCAACAAUAGAGCGGUGAACUGUGUUACUGGUGUAGGGUUGCCGUGGUAACAGUGUGGCAUUGCGAUGUUGCAGGUAGAGUAUUAUUUACAAGUGUAGCGUUGCAAUGUUACAUGCUUUAGAUUGCAAUGUUAUAAGUGUUCCUUUGACCUGUUAAGGCUGUAGCAUUACAAUGUUACAAGUGUAAUGUUGCUGUUUAAAUUGCAUGUGUGUUGUUCGGCGUGUACAUUUAGGCGAAAACAGUUGCUUGCCAGCUACCACACGUGUUUCGUGGUAUAGUAGGCACUCGGUAAUAUAUAUAUAUAUAUAUAUAUACACAGUCACAGACACUCGCUCAUACCCACACACAAACGCCCGUGCACGCACACGUGCACACACACGCACACAGACACACACACACACACGCACAUGCACACAUAUACAUGUUAACACAAACAGGAGUGCAUAUAUAUAGCAUACUAGUUACUUCAAUGUUGAGAAUUUCCACGUUAAAUUUGCCUUUUGCGCGAGGAAGUUGCCGGAUACAUACAGUAGAUGGCGCCACCUUGUCGCUUUUUCCUGAGGUCCCGACGACGCGCUAGUUUGUGUGUCGUGUGUGAUAUGAUAACGCUGAGGAUGCCAUGUAGACGUAGCGUGUAGCGAGUAGGUACUAGGGAGUUUAUUUUUUAUUUAUGACACCGCGGACGGACGCCGCGGUGGCUCCCCCUCUGGGCCGCUACCAGCCGCGCGUUCGCGCAGCGAUGGGCGUCCGCCGUGAGAGAGCGACGCGUCGUUUCGUCCUCUACCCUGAUCGUAAGAACCACGGGUCUCCGUGCGACGUUCUGCGGCCUGAUGCUGGCAGCUCUAGGUAGAGUGGCCUCGGGUAGCGGCCCGGCGCGCGGAGCUCCCGGGUCGCGUACGAUAGGUGACCGGUCUCUCGGCGGGCGCGUUGCUGACGGUAUAGCCAUUAUACUACGUUAUAAUUAUAUGAUUACCCAAGUAUGUGAAGGCAAGCAGGCAGGCAGGCAGGCAGGACAGGCAAAUAGCCCGGUAAGAGGCCCAUGCAGGGAACAAGAUAGACAGGGUACAAAACAUUACCAUGGAGGCCAGGCAUUGCGCGCAAGGGAGGAAGGGAAGGGCAGCGUUCGGGAAAGCAAAACAGUGUUCUGUCCCAUGCAUCCUUGUUAGAAUCUCCAUUUACGCCAGUAUUCUGUGUGCCAUUCCCGAUUGUAUUCAUCGCUGCGUAAAACCGCGCAUUCCUUCUCGUUUCUCUUGCAUUGUUGAGUUCGUUUUGCACCUAUAAACCAGUAUGUUAUUCACUGUUUGAAUCUCGCGACGUAAAACAGUAUUCUCCAACCAUUGUUUGAGCGCCAGUGCAAAGUUUGUUCUACUGGACGAGAGAUGGAGCCACUGUUGUAGGCUGCAGUGUGUGUAUAAGACGCCUUGCCAUUGUCAGUACGCGGGUUAGUUCUGCGAAUAAAUGAGAAUGUAUACAAGCAAA
Molecule: messenger RNA, 5615 nt
Organism: Priapulus caudatus
Lineage: Eukaryota; Metazoa; Priapulida; Priapulimorpha; Priapulimorphida; Priapulidae
Product: putative glutamate synthase [NADPH]
Exons: 20
Molecular function (GO): glutamate synthase activity; oxidoreductase activity, acting on the CH-NH2 group of donors, NAD or NADP as acceptor; iron-sulfur cluster binding
Source: RefSeq, a predicted model, not a curated record